Molecule: messenger RNA, 1080 nt
Organism: Urocitellus parryii (Arctic ground squirrel)
Lineage: Eukaryota; Metazoa; Chordata; Mammalia; Rodentia; Sciuridae
Source: RefSeq, a predicted model, not a curated record
UUUCUUGUCCUUUAAAGAGGAAACACCAGAAAAGUUGCUAGGUAUUCUUUAAAUCCCUGUUCUCAGAAGGGUCCUUUGACUCAAGAAAGAAAGGAAAACCCCACACUGCCAUCAUGGCAGGGAAACCCAUUCUUCACUACUUUGAUGGACGGGCCAGAAUGGAGUCCAUCCGAUGGCUCUUGGCCGCAGCUGGUGUCGAGUUUGAAGAGAAAUUCAUGAAAACUCGAGAUGACUUGGAAAAGUUAAGAAAAGAUGGGAGUUUGAUGUUCCAGCAGGUGCCCAUGGUGGAGAUCGAUGGGAUGAAGCUGGUGCAGACCAGAGCCAUUCUCAACUACAUUGCUGCCAAAUACAACCUCUAUGGGAAGGACAUAAAGGAGAGAGCCCUGUACGGUGGGAAGGAUUUAGGUUAUGCCUUGAGUGAGAAGAACCAGGGCAGGGAGAUCAUGACCAGCAUCAGGCUGGGCCUGAGCACAAACACUGGUUUUCUCUUUAUCUGGGUGUUAACCAGCCAUGGGCAAGACUACCUGGUUGGCAACAGGCUGAGCAAGGCUGACGUUCACCUCACUGAACUUCUCUACCACACAGAAGAGCUGGACUCCACUGUUCUGGCCAACUUCCCUCUACUGAAGGCCCUGAGAACCAGAGUCAGCAACCUGCCCACGGUGAAGAAGUUUCUGCAGCCUGGCAGCCAGAGGAAGCCCUUUGAUGAUAGAAAAUGUGUGGAAAUAGCAAGGAAGCUUUUCAGUUAAAUGGAGGCAGACAUGGAGACAUACAAUACUGGGCUUUAUCCAAAUGUUGAUCCUGAUUACUAUGAGGCUGACAUAGUUUCCCAAAAUUUCUGUGCUAAUUUAGUUAGAAAGGAGCUGUGCAGAUUUCUUUGCAAUGCAGUCUAUUUGGUUUUGGUGAAGUUUUAUAACCAUGAUCACCACCUGGGAUCUUUUUAAAUUUGAUAGAAUGGAGAAAGUUUCUUAGUCACUGGUCUAUUUAAAAAUUGUCUUAUAACAUCUGUCAUGUACUAUCUCAAAGAAAAUUAGGUAGAAAUUUUCAUCUGAUACUCUGCUUAGGCGAAAAUAUCUUUUU